UCCACCGUUCAUCCACCGUUCAACAGGUACUACCCUCAGCUUCGCACUUCCUGAUAGCAGCCUCGUGCAGACCAGGAGCCACGACCAUGUUCUCACUCAGCACCACAGCAACUCUCCACCAUGUCACGAACCUGCCACCAGGCACAGCGCCCGAAGACGCCAUUAGGCUGCUGCACAACCACGAGGUCCUGAUCCGAUUCGACCCCGAGUUCGCACACUUUGACAACCUCCCCGCCAACCCCUCGAAUCCCGAAGCAAAGCGCUACAAGAUCACCGACCACAUGCACGCUCUGCCAAAAGGGCUGUGGGACUCGACAGUGACGUUUGAGGCAGAGAUGACGGACACGGAAGACGGGGUGCUAUGGAUCAUCAAGGCGCCGUUGGGGCUGGUGCAGCGGACAACGUGGAGGUGCUUGAGGACGGCGUCGUUGGCCGAGGAGGAUAGGAAGGGUGAAGGAGAGUGGAGCCUUGUGGAAGAUGUCGAGAUCAACGCGAACAGGCUGCUGGUCGGGACGGUGAAGGGCAAAUGCGAAGAGAACUGGCCGGGCGCGCAUGGGAAGUUUGUUAAGCAUUUGAAGGGCGAGCCGUAG
Messenger RNA from Parastagonospora nodorum SN15, 590 nucleotides. RefSeq lists its product as hypothetical. NCBI's taxonomy places the organism in Eukaryota, Fungi, Ascomycota, Dothideomycetes, Pleosporales, Phaeosphaeriaceae. The transcript is spliced from 2 exons. The coding region runs from base 87 to 590 and encodes 167 amino acids. The record is from RefSeq and is a predicted model, not a curated record.